UGUCCGGCUUGAUGAGUUUUGUGACAACGCUAACGUAAUGAUCAAACAAUUUUAUUAAUUUUCUUCUCUGAUUCGGUUGUUUCUGUUUCUUGCUUUUGGUUGAAACAAUAAUGAAAUUAUGAUGAGUAAUUUUGUGUGUUAUUUAGUUGUGUUGCUUUGCUAUGGCACUUCAAAUCUAUAUGCAGACUCCGUAAGAUACUAUUUCGACUAUGAAUGCAACGAGCCAUUGGUAGCAAAUGCUAAGUUGACCGCCACAUCCAGUCUCAGGGACAGAGGGCCAGAAAAUGCUAAACUGUAUGGUUUGAACGCGUGGACGGCGUCGGAGAACGACUUCGACCAGCAGUUCGUCAUCGACUUCGGGUCGGUGAAGAACAUCACUCGCAUCGCUACGCAGGGCCGUGCGCACUCGCGAGAGUAUGUACAGGAGUACCGCAUCAGCUACGGGUCGAACGGACUCGAUUAUGUGCAGUACAAGGCGGCGGAAGGCGAAGUCAAGAUGUUCGAAGGCAACCAAGACGGAAACACAGAACACAAGAACGAAUUCGAGGUGCCCAUCAUAGCGCAGUACUUGCGCGUCAACCCCAUGCGAUGGCGCGACAAGAUUUCGAUGAGGGUGGAGGUGUAUGGAUGCGAUUAUGUCGCCGACACCCUCUACUUCAACGGCACAUCGCUCAUUAAAGUCGACCUGCUUCGAGACCCUAUCUCAGCGUCACGAGAGGUGGUGCGGUUCCGAUUCAAGACCAGUACCGCGUCAGGGGCCUUGCUUUACUCUAGGGGCACGCAGGGCGACUAUAUUGCGUUGCAGCUGAGAGAUAACAGGCUGGUGCUGAAUAUAGACUUAGGUUCUGGCACCCCCACCUCAAUGGCGGUUGGCAGUCUCCUAGACGAUAACAUCUGGCACGACGUGGUGAUCUCACGCAAUAGGAGGGAAGUUUUGUUCUCCGUCGACCGAGUGGUCGUGCAGGACCGCAUCAAGGGCGAGUUCUCGAGGCUUAAUUUGAAUCGGGCGUUCUUCAUCGGCGGCGUGCCCAACUUCCAAGACGGUUUAGUGGUGAACCAGAACUUCACGGGCUGCAUCGAAAACCUGUACCUCAACGCCACCAACGUCAUCCAGCAGGUCAAGGGCGGGCUCGAGGCCGGCGAGCCCUUCAAGUACCAGAAGGUCAACACGCUCUACGCCUGCCCGGAGCCAAUAAUAGUCCCGGUGACGUUCCUGAAAGAAGGCUCGUACGCGAAACUGCGUGGAUACUCAGGAGCCAACACGCUCAACAUCUCGCUGGAAUUCCGCACCUACGAGAACCACGGCCUGCUCAUCUACCACAAGUUCAAGACCGAGGGACACGUCAAGGUGUUCCUAGAAGAGGGCAAGAUCAAAGUGGAACUUGACACGCCAGGCGCGCCACGCGUGAAGCUUGACAACUACGCGGAUACCUUCAACGACGGCCGCUGGCGCGCGCUGUCGCUCACUAUGGGGCCCGACAGUCUGGUUCUAGCUGUGGACAAGCGGCCUGUGCGCACCACCAAGCGUCUUCGCUUCUUGACUGGCGGCACCUACUACAUCGCAGGCGGCAAGGCUCCGCCGCGCGGCUUCGUGGGCUGCAUGCGGCGCAUCGCGGUGGACGGCAACUACCGCCAGCCCACCGACUGGAAGAAGGACGAGUACUGCUGCCCCAACGAGGUCGUCUUCGACGCCUGCCAGAUGAUCGACAGAUGCAACCCGAACCCGUGCGAGCACAACGGCGAGUGCACGCAAACAGCGGAGGAGUUCACGUGCGACUGCCACGGCACCGGCUACGCGGGCGCCGUCUGCCACACGUCGGUGCACCCCCUGUCGUGCCAGGCCUACAAGAACGUGAUGUCGGUGUCGCGCUCCGUGGACCUGCACAUCGACGUGGACGGCUCCGGCCCGCUGCCCGCCUUUCCAGUCACCUGCGAGUUCCUAUCGGACGGGCGCGUGCUGACGUCGGUCCGGCACGAGUCGCUGUCCAGCAGCGUGGUGGACGGGCACCAGGAGCCGGGUAGCUUCCGUCAGGACAUCACGUACGACGCCGACCGCGCACAGCUCGAGGCGCUGCUCAACCGGAGUCGCUCCUGCUCGCAACGCCUCGAGUAUCGCUGCCGACAUUCGCGCCUGCUCAAUUCGCCCAGCGACGAGAGCUCGUUCCACCCUUACGCGUGGUGGGUGUCGCGCACAGGGCAGCGCAUGGACUACUGGGCGGGCGCGCCGGCCGGCUCGCGCAUGUGUCGCUGCGGCGUGCUCGGCGCCUGCGUCGACAGCACCAAGUGGUGCAACUGCGACAAAAAUAACAUUACUAUCGUUAUGACAGAAUUCCAAUCCGACGGAGGGGACAUCACUGACAAAGAGUUCCUGCCAGUGAAGCAGCUUCGCUUCGGAGACACGGGCAGCCAUCUCGACGAGAAAGAGGGACGGUACACUCUCGGCCCGCUUCUGUGUGAAGGAGACGAUCUAUUCAGCAACACCGUGACGUUCCGCGUAUCGGAUGCCAUCAUUUCCCUGCCAACAUUCGACUUAGGCCACAGUGGCGACAUCUACUUCGAGUUCAGGACCACUAAGGAGAACGCUGUGUUGCUUCAUUCAAAGGGCCCGCAAGACUACAUAAAGCUGUCGAUCAUUGGCGGAGACCAACUCCAGUUCCAGUUUCAAGUAGGAGACACACCGCUAGGCGUCUCCGUUGAGACCUCCAGCCGCCUCGCCGACAACAACUGGCAUUCCGUCUCCAUCGAGCGAAACAGGAAAGAGGCACGAGUAGUAGUGGACGGAGCCCUAAAGAACGAGAUCCGAGCACCAGCCGACCCGGCGCGCGCGCUGCGACUGACAACGGCUUUGGUACUGGGCGCGGCGCUGGACCGCAGCGGCGGCUUCGUGGGCUGCAUGCGGGCUCUGCUGCUCAACGGCCGGCCCGUCGACCUGGCGGCCCACGCUCGCAGGGGUCUGUACGGCAUCUCGCUGGGCUGCGUGGGCAAGUGCGGCUCGUCGCCGUGCCUCAACAACGGCACGUGCCUGGAGGGCUACGACUCCUACUCCUGCGACUGCCGCUGGACCGCCUUCAAGGGGCCCAUCUGCGCCGACGAAAUCGGCGUGAACCUCCGGCCCAACUCCAUGGUGAAGUACGAUUUCCUCGGCUCCUGGAGAUCGACCAUCGCCGAGAAGAUCCGCGUGGGCUUCACCACCACCAACCCCAAGGGCUUCCUGCUCGGCUUCUACUCGAAUAUCUCUGCCGAGUAUCUCACGCUCAUGGUGUCUAAUUCAGGUCAUUUGCGAGUGGUGUUCGACUUCGGCUUCGAGCGGCAGGAGAUCAUCUUCCAAGGCAAGCACUUCGGGCUCGGCCAGUACCACGACGUGCGGCUCUCGAGGAAGGACAGUGGUGCCACUAUGGUGUUACAGGUGGACAACUACGAGACGCAAGAAUACCGCUUCAACAUCAAGGAGUCUGCGGACGCGCAGUUCAACAACAUCCAGUACAUGUACGUCGGCCGCAACGAGUCUAUGGCGGAAGGCUUCGUGGGCUGCGUGUCCCGCGUCGAGUUCGACGACAUCUACCCGCUCAAGCUGCUGUUCCAGCAGGACCCACCGCCCAAUGUGCGCAGCCUUGGAGGCGGCGUAUUGCACGAAGACUUCUGCGGCGUGGAGCCGGUGACGCACCCGCCCGAGCCGAUGGAGACGCGCCCGCCGCCGCGGACCGACCUGCAGGCCGAGCGCGACUACCACAAGACCGACGAGGCCAUCCUCGGCACGGUGCUGGCAUUCAUCUUCUUACUACUGGUCAUUGUAGCCGUGGUGCUGGUGCGCGCACUAUCGCGACACAAGGGAGAAUAUCUCACGCAGGAGGAGCGCGGCGCAGACGGCGCGGCCGACCCCGACGCCGCGGCGCUGGCGGCCGCUACGGGACCGCGCGUCACCAAGCGACGCGAGUUCUUCAUCUAGCGGCCACACACUUAUCACCCUCUUAAGGUCGCACCACUAGUGAGCCAACACUCACUACUACACCGGUAGCCACAAAAAUUUCAAAAUACGCCCCUACUGGGGGCAUACGAAUCAUACAUCUCAAUAACGACAAAAUACACAAUUAGUUUUUCAAACACAUAAAGUGCGCCGCGAGUUCUUCAUCUAGCGGCCACACAACACCUACCUACACCCUCCUAGGGUCGCGCUGCUAAUGAGCCAACACUCACUACUACACCGGUAGCUUAAAUACGACUCAUGAAUCUUAAUAAUGACUAGUAACAAAAUACACAAUUAGUUUUGCAUCCAAAUAAAGUGCGCGCAACUUAUUGUAAGUCAAAGACGUCACCAAGCGCCGCGAGUUCUUCAUCUAGCGGCCACACACCUAUCACCCUCCUAGGGUCGUAACGCUAGUGAGCCAACACUCACUACUACACCGGUAGCUACAAAACUUUCAAAAUACGCCCCUACUGGGGGCAUACGAAUCAUACAUCUCAAUAACGACAAAAUACACAAUUAGUUUUUCAAACACAUAAAGUGCGCCGCGAGUUCUUCAUCUAGCGGCCACAAAACACCUACCUACACACAUACCUACAUACACCCUCCUAGGGUCGGGCCGCUAGCGAGCCAACACUCACUACUACACUGGUAGCUUCAUACGACCCCACUGGGAGCAUACGACUUUAAUGACCAGUAACAAAAUACACAAUUAGUUUUGCAUCCAAAAAAAGUGCGCGCAACUUAUUGUAAGUCAAAAAUGUCACCAAGCGCCGCGAGUUCUUCAUCUAGCGCCCACACACCUACAACCUAGGAUCGCGCCGCUAGCGAGCCAACACUCACUACUACCAGAGUAAAUACAAAUGAGUAGGUCAUCUUCAUAGAAACGCACGGGCGUGGCUUGUGAGCGCGCCAACACGUAUGCGCGUAUCCACGCUAAAUUUUGUCAGUGUGUGCGUGCGCGCCGCAUACAAACUGCGCUCGGUGCAUUUCUAUGCAGAUGAUCUACUCAUUUGUAUUUACUCUGCUACUACACUGGUAGCUUCAAAAAUUUCAAAAUACGUCCCUACUGGGGGCAUACGACUCAUGAAUUUUAAUAACGACAAAAUACACAAUUAGUUUUUCAUCCGAAUAAAGUGCGCGCAACUUAUUGUAAGUUAAAAAUAUGCACUUACAGAAUCAGUGCUAGUUGCAUUGUAUUCCAUGUGCUAGUUGCACUGUGUUCCACUAAAUAACAUCAUCACUACUAAGAUGUAUGGAAAUGCAUCAUACAUAAAUUAUAUCUUGAUGCCAGACAAUAUGCUCAAUGCGCGCAAAAUGAAUCACCCAAUGAAUUGCCUACACAUACAUUAUUCUCUUUGUUUCUGAAGUAUCAAUCCUGUAUAUGCUUAUAAAUUACUAUAGUAGAUAGUAAUAAUUAUACAUAAUACGCAGAUCACACAAGUGCCCAAAGAUAAAUUUAAAAAUAUUGACACUAAAACAAUAAUGUUCCUGAAAGCAAUACAACAAGAACAACUCGUCCAAAAUAGUUAUUUCUACACAACAUAAAUUUAUUUUGUCUAAGCUUUCUGUGUAUCUUGAAUACUAUCAAGUGAACCAUAUUAUAUCCGCCAAGGAAGUUCACACCUAAACCCAUUUAUGUCCUAUUUAACUGACAUUUCAUUUAACCCAUUGCCAUAUCAUGAAUUAUUGUACCUACUUAGUGAUUAUGAACUAUGUACUUCCCUUCACUCGAGUGCUAAUAACUAUUAGCCACUUAGUUUAAGAUCACACUAUACUUAUACUUAUCAGUCACAUAGAUAUUAUUAUUUUUAGUGUAUAACCACUUAAUUAUUUUUAUUUUAAAGUUUUUGAGCAAUUAUUUAAUAGUGUAUAAUAUUCAGUUAUAUGAUAUUUGAUUAUCCAUAGUUGGGUAAAUUACUUAAAAAUUAUAAAGCCUGGUCCGUGAGCACGUAGAAUUUUGUCCAAUGACCCCAAGCUACCCAUCCUUAUCGCUCGCGCGUAAUUAUAGUGCUGUCGCGACUGUGCGACGGGCACCCGCAGUGAGUGUGCGAGCGCGACCGCAACAUAAUUACGCGCGAGCGAUAGGGAUGUGGGUAGCUUGGGGUCAUUGGACGGGAUUCUACGUGCUCACGGACCAGGCUUUACCAUUAAACGUUUUCUCUUACCAUCUCAAACUGACUAGCAUUAUCUCUCUCUAAAUUCCUCUCCCACAAUGUGCCAUUCGGCUGCUUUUAUUAAAUUAAUCCAACUAUUGUAAUGCUUCCAAAAGUAUGUAAUUUCAAAUUCAGCUUCUUUCUCUUUCAAAUUGUUGCAUACUACGUAGGACAGAGUAGACGUAUUUUUUCAACGGAUUAAAUAAAAUUUCGAUCUCGACUUUAAAGUUCAGCAAACUGUCAUUGGACAAGGUGGAAUGUCAUCGGACAGCGGUGAACAAUCGUGAUCAUCAAUAAAUUACAAAUUAGUGUUAAGGUAAUUUAGAUUGUACGACACAUUAGAAUCUCUGUAUGGUUUUUUAUUUAGACUGCUAAUCUUAAGUUUGUGUGAGUUUUCUUUUUGUUUCUCCGUCCAAAACAAAUGCUGAUUGUUGUUUGAAAUGAUGUGAUCAUUUUAUUUCGAAGCAAUCAAGAAAUGACAAUUUAUUAUUUGUAUCGCACUAAAUAUUUGUGUUACUUAUAGACAUUUUAUACUUUGUAUUUUAAUAAGUUUAUAUUUAUUAUGUAGCUUACAUAGCUGUGACAAUUUUUGCCGUAAUGUAUUCCAGUUAAUGGUAAAAAAUGUUACAGAUAUUAUAUCGUUUAUUAUUGUAUAUGCACACCCCGUGGCGGCAACAAUGUAUUACACAAAGGUUAUUAGAUUCCAGAAUAAGUACUUAUAUGAAAUUGGUCUAAUUUUAUGUAUAUUAUGUUCAUGAAAGAUUUCUAUAGUUGUUCCGCCACGGAUCGUACUCUAAUUAGGCCAUUUUAAGGUCAUUGCUCAUCUGACAGCUUGAGUUGUACUAAAUGAAGUGACGACUAUAAACUUUCAUGAAACGAAAAUAACGAGGCGGUAAGUUGUCAGAUGAGCGAAGACCUAGUAGGGUACUGUCACACUCCAAGGUUGAAAUUUUUGCAAAAUAUUAAACAAAACGGAAAAAAAUAUAACAAAUAAUAGUCGCGUUUAACUUUUUUUCUUUAAUAGUUUUCAUUCGCACCAGCCCUGUAGUGUGAUGGUACCCGUGACGUCAUAACGCGAAGGUCCCGUGCCUUAAUCCGUGCUAUGGCGACGGUCGCUCACGGACUCGUAGUGUGUUGAGAGUAGAGUUUUUAUUUUACUACUUCGGAAUCACGAAUAAAUUUUCCAUAAAUAA
Ostrinia nubilalis (European corn borer) is the source of this 7310-nucleotide messenger RNA. RefSeq names its product neurexin-4 (gene Nrx-IV). NCBI's taxonomy places the organism in Eukaryota, Metazoa, Arthropoda, Insecta, Lepidoptera, Crambidae. The transcript is spliced from 25 exons. The record is from RefSeq and is a predicted model, not a curated record. The coding region runs from base 119 to 3946 and encodes 1275 amino acids.